CGCGCUUAGCAGUUCUGUGUGGCACGCAUGGUGUCUGUGGAAAACGACAAUAAAGAAGGACGACAAUGACGUACACGACGAUCUGAAUGCAAAUUCCCGCUCCGGCGUCGGUCUAGAUCCCCCGUGGGGCUCCUACGAAGUCGAAUGGACGUGAAUGACCAGGACGCCAGCAUAUGCCGCAUCUGUUUUCGGGGCACCAGUGCCGGCUACCUAUUGCAGCCUUGUUCUUGUAGAGGGAGCAUCGGCUUCAGUCACCGACCGUGCAUAGAGCAAUGGGUGAAGGACCGGAAAGAAGAGGUGUGCAAUAUCUGCCGUCACAGAUACCCCAUCGAGAAAAAAAUGAAGUCAAUGAAGGAUCUUUUGAAUGAUCCGAACGGCCGUGUAGAGCCCUUAGUCUACUUAGCCGUGGGGACUAUAUUUGCACUGAGUAUGUUGCACGUCUUCAGCAUGGCAGUGGCCUUGACGCUCAAGUUCUGGACCACUUUCACCUGGAAGCUAAAGCUCAUCAACGUAAUUGCUCUGGCUUGCGGGUACUGCAUGUGGGCCGUGUUUCCCAAUGUGGCUUUCAAGCGGGCUUUGGAGAGCAGUACGCGUUGGCGCCAAGAGAAUGCCGAUAUAGUUCUUCGCUUGCCAUAGUCUCGACAGCAACGCUGCCUAACCACCAGCCGUGAGCCAGCAGGCUUUCCACAAAACGCCAAUAAAACAUCCGUUGUA
Messenger RNA from Ornithodoros turicata, 714 nucleotides. Its product is annotated as E3 ubiquitin-protein ligase MARCHF3-like. Lineage: Eukaryota; Metazoa; Arthropoda; Arachnida; Ixodida; Argasidae. Gene Ontology annotation, biological process: protein ubiquitination. Gene Ontology annotation, molecular function: zinc ion binding; ubiquitin-protein transferase activity. The record is from RefSeq and is a predicted model, not a curated record. The coding region runs from base 145 to 636 and encodes 163 amino acids. The transcript is spliced from 4 exons.